CGUGGGGUUUAUCGUAAAUAAAGUUGUGAACUUUUGUGGUUUCUCUCUAGAGAAGAAGACAGAGGCAAGCAGUGGGGUUUAACAUGAGAAGCAGAGGAGGAGGGUUUUUGAAACAAAUUGGAACUCUUUACGCAUACUAUACAACUUAUCAAAUUCAAAAUGGGUUUCUUCAUUCGACUAUGGCGAAAACCCCUUUCUCCUUCAUCCGCCCAUACUCCACUGAAUUACAACCUCAACUUUCCACUGAUCUUAUUGGGAUUAUGGAACAAAGGCUGUCAGCGAUUGAACACAGGAGUGCUUAUCUUCAAGAUUUUAUAAACCGGCCAGAAGCCUCACCAGUGGAGUAUGCUAGGGCUAAUAAGGAGCUUCGGAAACUCAGAAGUUCAAUCGAACAUAUAACUGAGUUGAGGAAUAAACAGAAGGAGAUUGAUGGUUUGAAGUCACUCAUGGCCGAAUGUUCAGAAGAUAAAGACAUGCUUAACAUGGCAGCUGAGGAACUGGGUCAGGCCACAGAGGAAGAGAAAAGGCUGCAGAAUCUACUGCUAAAAUCAUUGCUUCCCAAGGAUGAAGCUGAUGAAAGGGACUGCAUUUUGGAGGUGAGAGCAGGGACCGGAGGAGAGGAGGCUUCUUUGUUUGCAAUGGACAUAUUUAAAAUGUAUGAGAAAUACUCACAGAAGAACGGUUGGAAGUUUGAAGUGGUAGAUAUAACUGAAUCUGAUCUUAAAGGAUAUAAGGAAGCUAGUGGAGCAAUCUCAGGAUCUGGUGUAUAUGGGAAGCUUAAAUUUGAGAGUGGAAUUCAUCGAGUUCAGCGAGUUCCAGUGACAGAGAAGUCAGGGCGUGUUCACACCAGUGCUGUGUCAGUUGCUAUCCUCCCUCAGGCUGAUGAGGUAGAUGUCCAGUUGAGGAAUGAAGAUUUGAGAAUUGAUACCUACCGAUCUGGUGGUUCAGGUGGUCAGCAUGCAAAUACUACAAACAGUGCUGUUAGGAUAACUCAUAUUCCAUCUGGGAUGACAGUUGCCAUACAAGAUGAACGAUCCCAGCAUAUGAACAAGGCCAAAGCACUGAAGGUGCUCUGUGCAAAGCUAUAUGAAAUAGAAAGGUCUAGAAUUCAGAAGGAUCGUUCGAAACUUCGUAUGGAGCAGAUUGGUAGUGGGGACAGAUCUGAGCGCAUCCGAACCUAUAACUUUCCCCAAGGGCGUGUCACUGAUCACCGUGUUGGCAUCACUCAUCAUUCAGUAAAUGAUGUGAUGCAGGGAGAGAAUCUGGAUGUUUUCAUAGAUGCUCUUCUUUUGCAGCAAGAGAUGGACGCAAUCGCAUCCUUCAGCUCCACCCAGUGAUGCCAUUUAAGGCCCAUGACCAUCUACCCCUUUCUCCUAAGGUGUUUCAAUUGCAAGCCAGAUCAUUUGAGUCUCAGUCUCCCAUAUUUUUUAGGCUCGGAAUUAUUGUAUUUUGUCCUAGCUUGUGGAAUCUGCCUACUAACUUUAACCGGAAAUUGAUGUGGGCACGGGUCCCAUUUAGAGCACUUUGCUGCAUAAUCAAUUGGGGCCCUCGUAUUGGUAAGAAAUAAAGCUAAUCCAAUUUACAUUCGUACCCAACUGUAAUUUUUUGUUGUCAUGAUUUAAGUCUAACUAGGGUUAGCAAAGUAAGAUACAAUUUGUUCAUUCGGUUUUAAUUUGAUAUAUUUUUCA
Molecule: messenger RNA, 1688 nt
Organism: Vitis riparia (riverbank grape)
Lineage: Eukaryota; Viridiplantae; Streptophyta; Magnoliopsida; Vitales; Vitaceae
Product: peptide chain release factor 1
Exons: 11
Coding region: 84-1337 (417 amino acids)
Biological process (GO): translational termination
Molecular function (GO): translation release factor activity, codon specific
Source: RefSeq, a predicted model, not a curated record